Molecule: messenger RNA, 1710 nt
Organism: Anthostomella pinea
Lineage: Eukaryota; Fungi; Ascomycota; Sordariomycetes; Xylariales; Xylariaceae
Source: the annotation of a GenBank genome assembly
AUGGCUGAGACACGCAACGAUAGCGCGCGAGAGGCAGACGCGGGGUUGGAACUGCGGCGGAAGACGAGCCAAGCCGUAGACGAAGGCCACGAUGCGGACAUCCCCUCAAGCCAGGGCUACGUAUUGAACGAGGCAGGCGAACUGAAGAGGCUCCAAUCCAUAGCGGAUCUGAGGAAGAAGACCAGUGCGACAAAGGACAGCAGCCCAGAUCGAGACGUGGAGAAGGGCGACGUGCCCCAAGAGGGCGUUGACGGGAACGCCGAACACACGGACGACGAGACGGACCCCAAUGUUGUCUGGUGGGACGGGCCCGACGACCCGGAGAAUCCAUACAACUGGCCUUUGUGGCGGAAGCUGGUCAACUGCGGACUCAUCAGCACCAUGACUUUCAUCUCGCCACUUGCUUCAUCUAUAUUUGCGCCUGGCGUUCCCCAAGUGGUCAUGGAGUUCCACUCCACAUCCCUAGAGAUCGCCACCUUCGUCGUCUCGGUCUACCUCCUGGGCUUUGCGGCAGGCCCCAUACUCAUAGCGCCCCUUUCCGAGAUCUACGGCCGGGUCAUCGUCUACCACGUCUGCAAUGUCGGGUUCGUGGCAUUUGCCGUCGGUUGCGCACUUGCUCCAAGUCUAAACUCGCUCAUCGCGUUUCGAUUCCUCUUCGGCAUCUUCGGAUCCGCCCCUCUCACGAACGGCGGUGGGACUAUCGCCGACAUGAUCGCACAGGAGAAACGAGGCGCCGCGCUGGCAGCAUACAGUAUCGGCCCACUUCUUGGACCUGUGAUCGGACCCGUGGCAGGGGGGUUCCUGUCUGAUGCUGAAGGUUGGAGAUGGACGUUCUGGCUACUCGCCAUCGCAGGGGGGCUCGUCUCGAUCGUCGAGCUCUUCGCACUCAAGGAAAGCUAUGCGCCGGUCAUCAUACAGAGAAAGGUGGCGCGACUACGCAAGGAGACUGGGAACGAUUUGCUGCGCUCGAAACUCGACAUCGGCUUGUCGCCAGGGGACUACUUCAAGCGUGCAGUCAUCCGACCCAUCAAGAUGAUCUUCAAAUCUCCAAUCGUUGCGAUCAUGUCUCUGUACACUGCAGUCACGUAUGGCUACCUGUAUGUCAUGUUCACGACCAUGACCGAGGUAUUCGAAGAGACAUACGGCUUUAACACCAGUACCGUCGGACUAUCCUUUCUCGGUUUGGGAGUCGGGAGUUUGAUUGGCAUUGGCCUCUACAGUUCAACCUCGGACAAGUACAUCAGGAGAAAGGCUGCCGAGGCCGACAGGGCAGCUGAAGCAAGUGGCAGUGCCAAGACGGGUAUGAAGCCAGAAUACCGGCUGCCAAUGCUACCGCUCGGGGCAGCGUUGAUCCCAGCGGGACUCUUCAUCUACGGCUGGACGGCGGAUUACAAGGUCCACUGGAUCGCGCCUAUCAUCGGGACAGGUGUGGUCGGUGCUGGCAAUCUGAUUGUUUUCCUGUCAAUCCAGACAUAUCUCGUCGACGCCUUCACGAUCUAUGCCGCUUCCGCUCUCGCCACCAACACUAUCGUGCGGUCCGUCGCAGGCGCUGUGCUGCCUCUCGCCGGACUGAAGCUGUACGCAAAGCUCGGGUUGGGGUGGGGGAACAGCCUACUGGCUUUCAUUGCCAUAGCCCUGUUGCCUGUCUCCUUUGGACUGUUGAAGUAUGGGGAGCUCUUGAGGAACAACUUUCCGAUCAAGAAUUUGUAG